AUGACCUCUUGCCUGGUACCGGACUUCCCGGCCGUCAUGGUCGCGCUGGAACAUUUAAAGGAAUUGGACAAGCAGCUGAAGGACGAGGGGAUGCCAUUCGCACCCGAAGCUAGCCUCCAUCUGGCAGAGAUGACAGCUGCCGUCACAGAGCUGGAGAUGGACCGACGUGCUGCCCACGAGCAUUUAGAAGUGGAAACCAUAGAAAAUAGCAAGCUAAGGCAUCAAAUUGACAAUAUACAACAACAAAUGAACCAGGAAAUAAUUGCUGACGUAGCCGCCACUCGGGCAACUAAUGCUGAGGAGAUGGAUCAGCUGCUGCAAGAUCUAAACACAACCUGUCAGCUGCGAGAUGCUGCUGUGCAUAAGCAGGAUGCCCUCUCAAACCAAAACAAACAGCUGUACCCUCAUAGAGACCAAGUGAAGGCUGAGUACAAGGAGAUCAUUGCUACUCUGAAUAAUCAGAUCUCCUUAAAAUAUGGCUUGCAUAUGCAACUUGGGGAGAAACAGGAGCAGAUAGACAAGCUGAAGUCCUGCAUCGCUGCUGUGGAACAGGAUAAAAUAGCAGUCGAACAAGACAUGGUGCCGGAGAGAGAAGCUUUUAUGGUGAAAAGGGACAACCUGGCCAACGAAGUGCAUCGGACAGGUGAGAAAAUCAAGCAGCAGAAACAAUUAAUGAAGAGGAGCAGGAGGACGCUGGACAGAGUUAACAAGAAGAAACAAGAAGCCUUCAACCAGUUGGGAGAGUUCACGACUAAUAUGACCAAGCUAGAGAGCAAUUUACAAAGACUGACGUCAUUGCGGUGCCAGUUUGAAAAACAGCUGGACGAGGAGAUCAAAAAUCAUCAAGAACUGAGGCAACAGAGAGAAAUGCUGAAGAAAGAGUUGUGUACGUUAAGAGAAAUGUUCACUCAUGCCAUUCAGCAUCUUAAAAAGAAAGUUGCAACAGAGGAGGAUAAAAUAGAGGAGGGUCAAGCUUCAAGGUUGCUCGGUCAGGACCACCUGGCUCAUAUCUCUGAAGCAUUCAAGUGCCAGCUUGAUGAAGAAAACAAAGUAAAGGCUGAGCAUUUUCAGGUCUCACAGCAGCUGGAGCGGUCCAAGCUGCGGCUGGAGGAACGCAUCGCCUCUGUGGUAAAACACAGCAAGGAGAUUAAGGAGAUGGACCAGCAGCUCAAAGAGCUCUGGGAGUUUGAGACAAUCAACAAGCGUGUUUUUGAGAAGAAUCAAGAGGAGCUGUCUCAUAACAUGAAUACAGAGAAGAAGAACCUCUGCCACCUUGAGGAGGAGAAGAGCAGGCUACAGAGACUCCUGGAGAAGACAAAGAGGGUGCAGGAGGAACAUGUGGUUAAUUUGUCCUCCCGAAUCAGCACCACCAUGAGGAGAUAUGAGCAGCUGAGACAAGAGGAGGCCAUGCUCCUUCAGCGUCGUCCCCAGAGCGUAGAUGCCGACUUGCUAAUGAGCCACGUGACCCAAUGUGUGGAAGAAAACAGACAAAUAGAGUUCCAACACCACCAGGAAAUAAAACAUUCUAUUUCAGAGAUUGAAAGCAUGACAAGAAGCAAUGGGGAGAGGCAGAGGGAGGUGAAGGAGAAAGAGGAGAUACUGAGGGAAGUGGACGCCAAGUGGAAUGAGGAGCAAAGCCGAUACCAGAGAUUAAAAACACUCACUGCUGAGCUGAAGCACAGGAGAGCCAAGCUGGAGCUGGCAGUUCAGGGUCUGAAGGAGAGAACCAGCUCUCUGCUCCAACCAAGAGAAGGCAUGAAGGCCGAGCUGGAGAAGGUGCGAGCAAGUCACAUGGGCGUGCUCGACAUGCAGGCCUCAGAGCUGAGAGCUGUGGAAAUUAGCAUCUACGACAAUCAUGUGAAACUUGAGCAGGUCAGCAUGGAGAACAGCCGGCUGCGUCUCUGUGUCAGACAGAUGACAGAAGACUUGAGCAGAGCCAAGGCAGACAAAGUCAGAUACUGGCAGGAGGUUCACCUGUACAAGCAGGACUAUAAGGCCUUGUUUGAGGGUUUACUGGAAGCAUGGAGAGAGGAUUUAUUGAUAACUGAGGACUGUCAGAGAGGUGAUGGUGUUCUGUUGGUGUCUUUGAGCGCUCUGUUCAGCCACCUGAAGACCAGAAGACAACAGUUAGGACAUGUCAACACACUGCUACACCGACAAAUGAUUGAUUUCAGACUGGGAUACAAAACAGUUGAAUGAAGUGAUAGAAGUGAUUCAAGUUGGAGACAGAAUUGUCGAUGUGAACUCAUAUGACUAAAAUGUAUAAAAUUUAAGAUUAUUAUUAUAUGAUAAAUAAGAUCAUAUAAAGACAUUUCUGUUAAAUGUAUAUUAAGUAGAGAACACACAA
This is a messenger RNA of Solea solea (common sole), 2347 nucleotides long. Its product is annotated as protein Daple-like. Lineage: Eukaryota; Metazoa; Chordata; Actinopteri; Pleuronectiformes; Soleidae. The record is from RefSeq and is a predicted model, not a curated record. Bases 1 to 2199 code for a protein of 732 amino acids. The transcript has a single exon.